This is a messenger RNA of Perca flavescens (yellow perch), 5520 nucleotides long. It is a transcript of the gene kirrel3b, whose product is annotated as kirre like nephrin family adhesion molecule 3b. The coding region runs from base 124 to 2487 and encodes 787 amino acids. Gene Ontology annotation, biological process: cell-cell adhesion; synapse assembly. The record is from RefSeq and is a predicted model, not a curated record. Gene Ontology annotation, cellular component: plasma membrane; cell-cell junction. The transcript is spliced from 16 exons. NCBI's taxonomy places the organism in Eukaryota, Metazoa, Chordata, Actinopteri, Perciformes, Percidae. Gene Ontology annotation, molecular function: cell adhesion molecule binding.
AGGAGCACUGUCUCAUCUCGUGCAUCCGUGGUGCCUGCCAACUUCAAUUCCACACUUGCCCACAAUUCCACAAUUCAAUUCCACACUUACUUUCAUAGGUUUUGCCCCCUCCACUCCUCAGUCAUGAUCCCUUGGGUCCUUCUGCUCCUGUGGAUCUCCGGACAUGGGGCGGAGGCCAUGUUUUCCCAGCAGCCACAAGAUCUGGUUGUGGUGGCAGGCCAGCUUGUGACGUUACCAUGCACUAUCCCCGGUUACCAUGGCGUUGUCCUAUGGAUCAAAGAUGGCCUGGCCCUGGGAGUUGGCAGAGACCUCGCUGGCUAUCCUCGUUACACAGUGAUUGGCGACCACGGUUCAGGAGAGCAUCAUUUGCAAAUCCAGCGUGUCGAGCUGAUGGAUGAUGCUGUGUUUGAGUGCCAGGCUGUCCAGGCUGCCAUGAGGUCCCGUCCUGCCCGUCUCACUGUUCUGGUCCCCCCAGAGGACCCAGUCAUCAGUGGAGGGCCGGUGGUGAGCCUAAGGGCUGGUGACCCACUCAAUCUGACCUGCCAUGCGGACAACGCCAAGCCGGCAGCCUCAAUCAUCUGGAUCCGCAAUAGAGAGGUCCUUAACGGGGCAAUGUACUCCAAGACCUUGCUCCGGGAUGGCAGGAGAGAAAGCACUGUGAGCACGCUCUACCUAUCACCUUCCAACAUCGAGACGGGUCAGCAGAUCAUCUGUAAGGCAUCCAACAAGGCAGUCACCAAUGGCAAGGAGACCAGUGUCACAAUUGACAUCCAGCAUCUCCCACUAGUUAAUCUCUCAGUGGAGCCUCAACCUGUUCUGGAGGGCAACCUUGUGAAAUUCCACUGCUCUGCAAAGGCCAACCCUCCUGUCACACUCUACAGGUGGGCCAAAGGAGGAAGCAUUAUCAAGGAGGUUUCCGGCGACACAUAUGAGGUUAUUGUGGACCACUCCUUCUUUACAGAACCCGUUUCCUGCGAGGUUACCAACCCUCUUGGCAGCACAAACAUCAGCCGCAACGUUGACGUCUACUUUGGUCCUCGCAUGGCUGCGGAGCCUCAGUCCUUGCAGGUGGACCUUGGAUCUGACGCUGUUUUCAACUGUGCCUGGACAGGAAAUCCCUCUCUUACCAUAGUGUGGAUGAAGAGGGGAUCUGGAGUGGUUCUUAGCAAUGAGAACCUCCUGACACUGAAAUCUGUGAGACAGGAGGAUGCUGGGAAAUAUGUUUGCCGUGCUGUGGUCCCGCGUGUAGGAGCAGGAGAGAAGGAGGUUUCUCUCACUGUCAAUGGGCCACCUACUAUCUCCAGUACACAGACUCAGCAAGCCUUACAUGGAGAAAAAGGACAAAUCAAAUGCUUCAUUCGAAGUACACCUCCUCCAGACCGCAUUGCCUGGUCAUGGAAGGAAACGGUGCUGGAGUCUGGAACGUCCGGCCGCUACACCGUGGAGACCGUCACCACAGAAGAAGGAGUAAUCUCCACACUGACCAUGAGUAACAUUGUCCCAGCUGACUUCCAGACCAUCUACAACUGCACCGCGUGGAACAGCUUUGGCUCGGACACCGAGAUCAUACGCCUUAAGGAACAAGGUGGGAGCAAAGGUUCGACAGAAGGACAUUUCUCUUUGUUGCUCUCUGCAGAAUCUCUCCCAGUGGCGGUGAUCAUUGGCAUUGCUGUGGGAGCUUUUGUGGCCCUCAUUGUCCUCAUGGGCACCAUUGGAGCAUUCUGUUGCACCCGCUCCCAGAGAAAGGAAGCGCACCUGGUUAUGCCCUCACUGCCCGUCUCCAUCUGUGCUCACCAGAGAGAACUUGCAAGCAAAAUUAAGACAGAAAAUCUGAACGGAGUCGUGUCGGCAAAAAAUGACAUCCGGGUGGAGAUUGUACACAAAGACCACAAUGCAGCACGAGAAAACGAAGAACACACCUCCAUGAAGCAACUGAUGGUCGAACGAGGAGAAUUCCAGCAGGAGUCUGUUCUGAAGCAGCUGGAGGUCUUACAAGAAGAAGAGAAGGAGUAUCAGCACAUUAAGGACCCUACAAAUGGAUAUUACAGUGUCAAUACAUUUAAGGAGCACCACACGCCUACCAUGGCUGGAAAUCAGUCUACUGAGGUGAGGAACCCCACCAACACAGGUACCCUGGGCAAGCAGCGGGUACCAACGGGCAUGUCCUUCACCAACAUCUACUCCACUCUGGGAGCAGGUCCCAACCGUCUCUAUGACUACAGCCAACGCUUCGCGCUGGGCAUGGGCAGCAGCUCCAUCGAGCUGUGCGAGCGGGAGUUCCAGCGCGGCUCGCUCAGCGACUCCAGCUCUUUUAUCGACACGCAGUGUGACAGCAGCGUCAGCAGCUACAGUAAGCCGGACGGCUAUGUGCAGUUCGACAAAGACAGCAAGGCAUCGGCCUCCUCCUCCUCCCACUAUUCCCAGUCCUCCUCACAAAACUCAGACCUCACCAGGCCGCUCCAGAAGCGCAUGCAGACCCAUGUCUGACCACAAGGGUGAGAGAGCAUUUGAAGGAGUGUAACAAGCAGCCAGGAUUGUAAAACUGAGAAAGAAUCAGCUCCCAGGAGCCCCUAAAGUAACAAUGUUACUGUUUCCUCUGGACGCCUGGAGACGCAGGGGCUGGUUGGUUUUAAUACACCGUGGGACAUGUUCAGUCUUCUCAGUGUCCCGAAAAGUGGAUCAAGAAGCCUUAUAUUUCCCUCAUGCUUAACUUAUCAACCACCUCCUUUUUUUUAAGCCCCAUAAUCAGAAUUGUGCCACAGAGAUGUUAUUUGCCAACACAGAGACAACCCACAUUUUGAAUUUAAAAAUGCAGUACUCGGUUUCUGCAGUGGAAUUGUUAGCAGAGGGCAGGAAUACUACAAAACCUUUGUAUGACAAUCAGCUCCCCAGGCAAAGAGCAUUUUUGCUUUUUGAAGAUUGUCAUGCAGAAAAACUGAGAUUGUUGUUAAGCACGAGCAUCACGAUAAUGAGUGCGAGCCAAUGUCCUCCUGCUCUCUUGUAGUUUGAAGCACAAAAAAUGAAUGUGCAUGUGGUUUUCAGUUGUUAAAGCAAUAACUCUUUCCUCUCCACACCUUCCAUUCAAACACUGUAUGUUAAGCUUGUUGAAACUCGUCUCAUGCGUAGGUGGAAGAAAACUUUCUCCAUGUGCCCACAGACGUCGCGAACGUUUAAAAGAACAACUUUUUCUUUCUUUCUCCGCAGAAGUAUCUGGGCCACAGAGCUGGGCAGAUAAAGAGGGGCUGAGAUCUCAUUUUAAAUCCUUGAGUCAUUAUUUUACUGUGACACACAAAGAAUAUCAGUGUACAUACUGACUGUAAUUUCUUUUCUAGAAUCUGAUUUCUGACUCUGAUUUCCCUCAUGGAGGACUCUAAAUGAGACAUGAGCGCCUCUUCUUGUCCAUAUCUACUUUGCCUUGAGGGUCUGUGUGAUCUGUGUCAAUACAAAUUUUGACUAAGCAAGAUAGACAUACACUAUCAGCUCUUGUGUUGAUGGGGAGCUGCAUCCUCCACGGUGUUACCGUACCAAAUCCAGCUCCAAGGCAUGCGGCAGGAAAGCUCACAAACUGCAACAUACUGUAUGUUGUACUUGUGAGUUUCUCCUGCUAACGCCGCAGAUCAUCAGCCAUAUACUUAAGGGGAACCUGUUGAAUGAAAUGUAAACAUUAUAUUUUAGCUGAGCUUCUUUUUGUGUGGUUAUCCCAUUGCUAUUGUCAAUAUCACUGUUGACACUGGAGCUUAGUGCACCCUGACUGUAUACCUACCUGUGAUCGUGCCGGUCAUCAAGGGACAUGAAGAGCCACUUUUAGGAAAUGUGUUUUAUUUUGCUAUCUGCUUUAUUUUUGGCUACUGUGGAGCUGAUCGUGUCACACUGACUCUUUAUUUUGUUCUGUUCUGCACUGUAUGUGACAUAUAUGAAAUUGGAUUUAUUAUUUAAUCACUGACCUUGUAUUUGUUUUAGUUGAGAGUAGAGACAGUAGUGAUUUAGCUUGCAGUUACACAAACGCUUAUACUUUAAGUAACAUUAAAAAAAUGAGCCUCUGUCAAGACUGUCGUAGUAAUGCAUCAUGCAUGUUUUGGCAAAACAAGGUAAUGACUGGAGAGUGCUGCUUUUUUUUUUUUGCAGUACUGAACACUAGGAAUUCUAAUGCAGAUGUGCAGAUACCAUAAAGCAAUUGGACAAAAAUAUUGUAUCUGUAUUCUAACCUGGAUGCGACCACACACCACACUAUGUCAAGUUAAAUUUGGAUUUCUAAAUAAGAUGUAAACCCAACACAGGUUGUGAUGGUCAAAACUCCUUAAGAUGUGUUGAAGCAGACCCUUUGGUAAGAGCAACCAUUUACAUUAAUCAUCAGCCUCAGUUAAUUCAUACAUUAUUUCACAUUCUAUUUUAGCCAUCAAAAGCCUCAUACGUUUUUCAAGGUCUGUUCCAGCCAUACUUUAUAGAAUCAGCUUGAUUAUUAUUUGAUCAGUUAUUUGAAGGGUAACACCAAUGACACCAAUGUCACUUCAGUUUUGUCAAAGGUUACAAGGUUAUAUCUUAUCUAAUUGGGUAGUUUUUCUGUAUCAUCCAUAGCAAUUGGGAUAAUGUGUGUCUGAAACAGCCCAUAAAAUAACAAGCAAGGCAUUUCCAACAAAAGCAAUUUGUUGUUGUAAGCACUUUACGUUUGAUUAUAUUCAGGGCCUUUGAAUUGGGUUUUCCACUUGAGUGGCAGUGGUUUGGACUAACAUUUUACAAAUGGAUUGGCGCCCAUUGUAGAGCUUAAGACAAAAAGCUCUGUUUCAACGCUGAUAAUCCAGCUUGGCACUUAGCAGACUGUAUAUAAAUCUCUAAUGCUGUCUUUCUCUGUAUAUAAUUUUUCCUGGCUUUUCUUUUCUGUCUCAGUCAGAUUUCACUAUAUUAGAGCUUCAUAAAUCCACAUGGCAUCAAAACUGUGUAACAGACAAUAAUUUUCUCUUUGUUUCCCUUCCAGAAAUUUCAUCAAUCUUACUUGUUUCUUACAAAUUCCAUGAUAUGCUUGUGUGAGCAGUUUCUCUUUCCCCAGAUCUCACGGGGGAAAACUCACACUCUGUACAACGAGCACACGGGAGGCUAUAGGGUGAGAAGCUGAGCUUAGCUGGGACAGCUUUGAAGUGAGAUGCAGUAAGAGGUUAUUAUACCUUCAUUCCUUCUGAGAGAUGCCCAGAAAUAUAUUGCAUUUGGCACCAUGAUGACUGUCAAGUAUGCCUGUGCUGUUUUUUUAUGUAUUUUUCUCAGCAUGUAUGAGUGCAGGAUCAAAUUCUUACCUUGCUAUUGGCAGGACUCAAUUACAGUGUGGGGACAGUUUUCAUUGUUAUUAUCAUUUGCAUAUGUUAUGCAUCAUUGUACAUCCACAGUUUCAGAAUCCAAACAUGUUCACCAUUCAAAACUUAUUAGAAUGCAGACAUUGAGCACGUCUCUCCCUAGAAACAAAACAAAUUUGCUCUCCUCUCCAAAGGGUCCAGUUUUACUUAUCUGAUGCAGCUCCCGCACUGAUCCAAA